Molecule: messenger RNA, 2459 nt
Organism: Pelodiscus sinensis (Chinese soft-shelled turtle)
Lineage: Eukaryota; Metazoa; Chordata; Testudines; Trionychidae
Source: RefSeq, a predicted model, not a curated record
AGCCGUUGAGAUGUCCCAUCGGAGUCCUGUUGCCUCCUGGUUUUGUGCUAUGCUUCAUUGCUUUGGAAGUUAUAUUCUUGCGGAUUUGUUACUUGGGAACGCUCCUAUUGAUUAUUUCAGCAAUAACUCUAGUGUGCUCCUGGCCUCUGCAGUAUGGUAUUUGAUUUUCUUCUGCCCCAUGAACCUUUUCUACAAGUGUGUCAGCUUCCUGCCUGUCAAGCUUAUCUUUGUGGCGAUGAAAGAGGUUGUUAGAGUUCGUAAAAUUGCUGUUGGGGUCCAUCAUGCUCACCACCAUUAUCACCAUGGGUGGUUCAUUAUGGUGGUUACUGGAUGGGUCAAAGGUUCUGGCAUUGCCUUGGUGUCUAAUUUUGAGCAGCUGUUGCGUGGAGUCUGGAAGCCAGAAACAAAUGAAAUUCUUCAUAUGUCCUUCCCAACAAAAGCCAGUCUGUAUGGAGCAAUCCUCUUCACCCUGCAGCAGACUCAUUGGCUCCCCAUCGCUAAAGCCAACCUCAUCUUCUUCUUCACCAUGUUUAUGAUUGUUUGCAAGGUUUUCAUGACUGCAACUCACUCGCACACCUCGCCAUUCUCUCCAAUAGAAGGCUUCAUCUGUCCAGUAUUCUUUGGCUCUGUUUCUAGUGGGCACAACAAUCAUGAUUAUGACAACUCAGAGAGUUCCCAUGACACGUCCCCUCCUCCUGCUCCUGCAAAAUCUAAGGAGGAGCUGAACGAAGGCACACGGAAACGGAAAGCAAAAAAGGCUGAAUAAGUGGGGUCAGAUACGCACGGUGAACAAGCCAAAGAUAAACCCCACAGAGCUGCAGUGACAUAAUCUCCAAGCCACCUGUGAUCUCACAUACCAUCCGAUCCUUCUUCCUGAGACUUCUAAAGAGAGAGAGAGAAAUGAAAGCCAGGACACUGCCAGAUGGAUCCCUAAAUUUCAUUGAUGCACCUCACCCUGCUGCUAGUGAUAAUGAUCUUUGUCUCUACGUCUAAUCUCCUGUUUUAAGGGGGGUUAAAUUUGUGCCAGGCUGAGGUUUGGGUUCAAGUUCCCAGCCCACCAGCAAUCAUGGCACAGAAUUUUGUUAGUAUAAAAUUCCUACUGCCCUCCUUAAAAAGCAAAUGAAAUACUUAGAAACAACUGAAUAUGGAAACUGGCUUUUUUAGCACAAGAGCAAAUUAUCUCCUGUGAAGCUGAGCUAAUGGAUUUCAGCUCCCAUACUUGCAAAGUACCCUAUGAUGUAGGGCUUCAAAUUAACAUGCCUUAUUUUCUAUGCAUGAUGGGCCUGGCCAUGUGCCGCUUGAGUAAUUACAUUCUUCUCAUCUAAAUUCCCCCUGCAAUUCUUACAUGCUAUAACUUCUUUACUGCCUUAGCUUAAGGCUUACAUGUGCUUUGAAGCUAUAAAGUGUUAUAUGUGUUUUCUAUUCCUCCUGUUAUUAUCUUACUCGGUCGGUUAGUGCACUUUGCUGUUAACACUGUCAACAAUGUUGUGCCCCACCUGAGUGCUGACUGCAUUUCACUGGGGAGGUGAAAUGAUCCCUAGAGUUUGGAUACUGUUUGGUUGUAAACUGCUUUGGAAUCCUGGGGGAUAAAGGCACAAUGUAAAUGAUUAUAUAUUACUAUUUAUUAUUACUAAGGUACCAAAUUAUCGGCACUGAAAUUGGCUUUUAUGGAGAACUCUGAAUCUGCAUGUACACAGUUGGGCACAUUUGAGAAAGGUCUUAGGCCCACAAAAAUACUCUAGUUGUUUCCAGAGUAGGCUGGAGGGUGGACUCAGUUCUCUCACUGCUGGGAGUGGCAUUUCCUUUUUUCUAAAAUUAAGAUUUUAUAAACCCAGGAAAUGGUUUUUUAGAUAAACCUGAUUAAGCCAUAAGCAUCUAACUGGAGUGCACCAGCGGAGGAAAGCUGUACCUCCUUUGCACAGCCCCUGAGCCAAACCCAUAGUACAAGUCUGGACCCGGGAGAAAUCUUUUGCCCAGAUGGUGAAGAAGGAAAUGGUCAGUCUCCUGAACGUGGAAAGCCCUGGCUCAUGGAGGAUUCAGCCAGUUUGUUUGUAUCCUGCGCUGUGAAUGUUUGGGGCUAAACAUUCCCAGAGCAGGAUACUAGGAAGGGUUUAAAAUCCAGGCACUGAAUUUGUUUUUAAAAGUAUGAACCAGGAUGAUGUUGCCAUAUGAACAGCGUUUGGGUUCGGAAUAUCCUGGGUCAACAGACGCUGGGAAUGCUGCUGCAGUGGCAGCAUGUUUAGCCCAGCGGGUGAUUGGAGCAUAUGGAUGGGCUGUUAGUGGCACUCCAUCCUGCCAUCCUCAGCUAACAGUGUAGUUACUCUGACUUAGCCUGGGUGGGGGAGUGUGUUUGGAGGUGGGGGAAGGGAAAUAAGUGAAUUCAGAGAAUCUCUCCCCAUCCCUACUCCAAAAACUUUAAUUAGAAAAAUUAUUGAAAUAAAAUGGAAAUUAGUUGCCAA